Messenger RNA from Tarenaya hassleriana, 1247 nucleotides. Its product is annotated as protein SOMBRERO. The record is from RefSeq and is a predicted model, not a curated record. Gene Ontology annotation, biological process: regulation of DNA-templated transcription. Gene Ontology annotation, molecular function: DNA binding. The transcript has 3 exons. The coding region runs from base 168 to 1220 and encodes 350 amino acids. Lineage: Eukaryota; Viridiplantae; Streptophyta; Magnoliopsida; Brassicales; Cleomaceae.
UUUUCAUCCACUCGAAAUCGCCAUGUGAAUCGCACCGAGAGAUUCACGCCUUGGAUUCAUGAAAGUACGCAUAUAUAGUAUGUAACAUUGUUCUUUCCAAUUGAUAUUUUUUUCAGGGAAAGGAAGAAAAAGGAACCGGAUCUUGAUUUGCUUAAAGAACAGCGAGGAUGGAGAUAGGAUCUUCAUCGACGUCGUUGUCGGGAGGAGGACAACUGUUGGUGCCACCGGGCUUUCGGUUCCAUCCGACCGAGGAGGAGCUUCUUUACUAUUACCUCAAGAAGAAAGUGUCAUAUGAAGCCAUUGAUUUGGAUGUUAUAAGAGAAGUUGAUCUCAACAAGCUUGAGCCUUGGGAUCUUAAAGAGAAAUGUAGGGUCGGGUCGGGUCCUCAGAACGAGUGGUACUUCUUCAGCCACAAGGACAAGAAAUACCCAACGGGUACCCGAACAAACCGAGCCACAGCAGCUGGGUUCUGGAAGGCCACUGGCAGAGACAAAUCCAUCCAUCUAGGAAGCUCCAAGAAGAUUGGGCUUAGGAAGACUCUUGUCUUCUACACUGGCCGGGCCCCUCAUGGUCAGAAAACCGAAUGGAUCAUGCAUGAAUAUCGUCUCGACGAUAGCGAAAACGAAAUCCAGGAAGAUGGAUGGGUAGUUUGCAGGGUAUUCAAGAAAAAGAACCAUUUCAGAGGCUUUCACCAAGACCAAGAAGAUCAUAGCCACCAUUACAUGAGUACCGACACCGAUCAUCAUCAUUAUGAUCACCAUCACCACAACAUUAAUCCCAAUCCAAACAACCCUUCUUCCUUUCCGCAUCCCCUUGAUCAUCAUCGCCAUCAUCACACCACUCACCAGCAGCCACUGUACGACUUUGCCAACACCUUCGACCACAACUCAAUGCAUCUCCCACAGCUCUUCAGCCCUGAAUCGGCCAUGGCAGCUCACCCAUUCGUGUCUCUGAACACUACAGAUCUCCAAUGCUCUCAGAAUCUUCUGAGGUUGACUUCGAACAGCUAUGGAGGAGAUUGGUCGUUCUUGGACAAGCUUCUUACUUCUUCUUCUUCUUCCACGAACAUUCAGCCUCCGACACAAGCAAAACAUUUGGUCGGUACAAGCAACCAGGCUGCAGUAUUGACUGAUCACGAUCUCGGAAGCAAUGUUGGAUCUGAGAGAUUCCCUUUUCAGUACCUUGGGAAUGAAGUUAACCUUCUCAAGUUCUCCAAGUAGAAUGAUGAACUUGUCGUUAUAAUCUUG